CCGACUCGAACAGGGCAAAGAAUGUCUUCGGACUUUUUUUGAGCUGGGGGAACCAUUGGCCUGACAAAGAGCCGGGAGCAGCCAGGCCCACACCCCGCGUGGGGCACGGACGCCCCCUGGCGGCACUGCAACCAUGUCCGGGCCGUCGCGCUUAGGGCUAGGGCCGGCCUUGCCAUCUUUUCUCCGGGCAGCGGCCAUCUUGGUGAGGUCAUUGUUUUAGAGUGUAGCUUUUAUCUUCGUCUUUUGUUCAUAAAUAUCUGAAAUGAGCCAAUAACAUGAUAUUCUAAGAAACAUUCUGCUUAGAAAGAAGAACUGGCAACACUGGUUUAGUAUUUUGGCUAAGAGAAAAACUGAUACAGACUCUACCAAGAUGGCGGCACUCGAUAACGUCAUGAGCGGAGCGCCACCAAUAGAUAAGUGCGCAGAUGCGGUGACGUCACCGACACGCGACCAAGCCGGUGCCGGGGGAAGAGCCUGCUGAGGGAUGCCCAAGAAGUUCCAGGGCGAGAACAGCAAGUCGGCCGCUGCCCGAGCACGGAGGGCUGAAGCCAAGGCGGCAGCUGAUGCCAAGAAACAGAAGGAGCUGGAAGAUGCUUACUGGAAGGAUGAGGACAAACACGUGAUGCGGAAGGAGCAGCGCAAGGAGGAGAAGGAGAAGCGACGCCUAGAGCAGCUGGAGCGCAAGAAGGAGACACAGCGCCUGCUGGAGGAGGAGGACUCACGACUCAAAGGCGGCAAGGCCCCACGCGUGGCGCCCGCCAAGGUCACGCGCGCGCAGAUCGAGGACUCACUGCGCAAAGAGCAGCGCGCAGAGCCAGUGGAAAAGGCCAAGAGCCACCUGGAGCUGCCACUGGAGGAGAACCUGAACCGGCGCCUGCAGGAAGAGGGCAGCGUGGAGGCGCGCACAGUAGAAGACGCCAUAGCAGUGCUCAGUGUGGCUGAGGAAGCUGACAGGCAUCCUGAGCGCCGUAUGCGAGCGGCCUUCACCGCAUUUGAGGAGGUGCAGCUGCCACGGUUGAAGCAGGAAAACCCCAACAUGCGGCUCUCACAGCUGAAGCAGCUGCUGAAGAAGGAGUGGUUGCGCUCUCCUGACAACCCGAUGAACCAGCGUGCGCUGCCCUUCAAUGCACCCAAGUGACAGAACCGGGCUGAAUCCAGCUUGUCCAAGUCAGCUCAUCCCUCUUCAGCCUGGCCUGACCAGGGAUUAAUAGAGUUCCGGGUCUGGGGGUCUCCCAGCUGCGCCAUAGGUCACCCUCAACAAACCAGAGGGUCCCCGCUCUGACAUCCUAGCCCUCAUGCAUCCUGCAGAGCCCGGUGGAUUGCCCGCGCAAUAAAGGCUGUGGCGAGGCUGUCUGAA
Molecule: messenger RNA, 1357 nt
Organism: Rattus rattus (black rat)
Lineage: Eukaryota; Metazoa; Chordata; Mammalia; Rodentia; Muridae
Gene: Ccdc124
Product: coiled-coil domain containing 124
Exons: 5
Coding region: 485-1138 (217 amino acids)
Biological process (GO): transcription by RNA polymerase II
Cellular component (GO): nucleus
Molecular function (GO): transcription coactivator activity
Source: RefSeq, a predicted model, not a curated record